Molecule: messenger RNA, 2016 nt
Organism: Heterocephalus glaber (naked mole-rat)
Lineage: Eukaryota; Metazoa; Chordata; Mammalia; Rodentia; Bathyergidae
Source: RefSeq, a predicted model, not a curated record
CGAGGGUUGGGACCUCCGGCUUGAGCUCCGCCUGGGCCAGAAGUAAGACCGCAGGCGACGUAUACGUGGUCGCCGGCCCGCCGCCGCAGAGCCCGCCGAUCCGCUGCCCUCCUCGCACCGCCGCGAUGCGCUCCCACCGCUUAGAGCUGUUCUCUGUCGUGGCGCUGCUUCUCUCCACGGCCCGUCUCGCCGCUGCCUCCGACGUGCUGGAGCUCACGGACGACACCUUCGAGAGCCGCGUCUCCGACACGGGCUCCGCGGGCCUCAUGCUGGUGGAGUUCUUUGCACCCUGGCUCGGGAGCGGUCGGGCCUGCGUAGCCGCGCGCCCUCAGCCAUCCUGGCCGGCCUGUUCCCGGCCCCAGGAGCCCGAGGUGUCGCGCCCGAGCGGAGCGAGGUCCGAGAUGGAGCCGGAAGGCUCGGCGCAGGGCCGCAUCAUCGCGGUUGAUUGCACGGCGAACACAAACACCUGUAAUAAGUAUGGCGUCACUGGCUAUCCAACCUUGAAGAUAUUUAGGGAUGGUGAAGAAGCAGGGGCUUAUGACGGGCCUAGGACUGCUGAUGGAAUUGUCAGCCACCUGAAGAAGCAGUCAGGACCAGCUUCAGUUCCUCUCAGGACUGAGGAAGAAUUUAAGAAGUUCAUUAGUGACAAAGAUGCCUCUGUGGUAGGGUUUUUCAGGGAUUUGUUCAGUGAAGCACACUCUGAGUUCCUAAAGGCAGCCAGCAACUUUCGGGACAGCUACCGAUUCGCCCACACCAAUGUUGAAUCUCUGGUGAAGGAAUAUGAUGACAAUGGAGAAGGUAUCACUUUAUUUCGUCCUUCACAUCUUGCUAACAAGUUUGAGGACAAAACCGUGGCAUAUACAGAGCAGAAAAUGACAAGUGGCAAAAUUAAAAAGUUUAUCCAGGAAAACAUUUUUGGUAUCUGUCCUCAUAUGACAGAAGACAAUAAAGACUUGAUACAGGGCAAGGACUUGCUCAUAGCUUACUACGAUGUGGACUAUGAGAAGAACACUAAAGGUUCCAACUACUGGAGAAACAGGGUGAUGAUGGUGGCAAAAAAAUUCCUGGAUGCCGGACACAAACUCAACUUUGCAGUGGCUAGCCGCAAAACCUUCAGCCACGAGCUGUCUGAUUUUGGCUUGGAGAGCAGUACUGGAGAGAUUCCUGUUGUUGCUAUCAGAACUGCUAAAGGAGAGAAGUUUGUCAUGCAAGAGGAGUUCUCGCGGGAUGGCAAGGCUCUGGAGAGGUUCCUGCAGGAUUACUUUGAUGGCAACCUGAAGAGAUACUUGAAGUCUGAGCCUAUCCCUGAGAGCAAUGAUGGGCCUGUAAAGGUAGUAGUAGCAGAGAAUUUUGAUGAAAUAGUGAAUAAUGAAAAUAAAGAUGUACUGAUUGAAUUUUAUGCUCCUUGGUGUGGUCACUGUAAGAAUCUGGAGCCCAAAUACAAAGAACUAGGAGAGAAGCUCAGCAAAGACCCGAACAUUGUCAUAGCCAAGAUGGAUGCCACAGCCAAUGAUGUGCCUUCUCCAUAUGAAGUCAGAGGUUUUCCCACCAUCUAUUUCUCUCCAGCCAAUCAGAAGCAAAGUCCAAAGAAGUAUGAAGGUGGCCGUGAAUUAAGUGAUUUUAUUAGCUAUCUACAACGAGAAGCUACAAAUCCCCCUAUAAUUCAAGAAGAAAAACCCAAGAAGAAGAAGAAAGCACAGGAGGAUCUCUAAAGCAACAGCCAAAUGUACCACUUGUGAACGGACUCUUCUACCAGAGAUGGGAAGCCCUUGGAGGGUACUGGGACCCAUGAAGAAUCAUUACCUCAGCCGAGGACAGAACGGAUAUAACCCGAAUCCUGUUAGAUUUUCUCAAAACUGUUUCUUAGCUGCACUGUUACCAGGACCAGUUUAUGUUUGUGGUUUUGGGAAAAUUAUUUGUGUCAUGGGGGUGGGGGGAAUUGAGUUGGGUUUUGUUUUGGUUUUUUGUUUGCUUUUGUACAUUUGGAACAGUGACAAUAAAUAAGCCCCCUUUAAA